Molecule: messenger RNA, 509 nt
Organism: Lingula anatina
Lineage: Eukaryota; Metazoa; Brachiopoda; Lingulata; Lingulida; Lingulidae
Product: MAM and LDL-receptor class A domain-containing protein 1
Cellular component (GO): membrane
Source: RefSeq, a predicted model, not a curated record
AUGGAGUACGCGUUUGGCUUUGGCAGAUUGAGUGAGAAAGGUGACUUUUGGCUGGGCAACAACAAAACUUACGCACUGACGUCUCAGAAGAGAUACAAACUCCGCAUUGAAAUGACGUACUUCGAUUACGUCUCACAUCCGGGAACUUACGUGGCAGAGUACAGCACUUUCCAGUUGGAAGAUGCCUCUAACCUUUUCCGACUUAAGAUCGGCGGCUACAACGGCACAGCCGGAGACUCUAUGUACAACACCCCGGAGUCAUUUGGCAAACUAAACGGCAAAGCAUUCGGCACGUACGACAGAGACAGUGGCAAGUGCGCUUACGACUACGGCGGCGGCUGGUGGUGGGACAGUUGCUACUACGGCGCCCUGAACAACCGGUACGGGAACGAUGACGCAUGCCAGAAGACGUGGCAGUGCAUAACAUGGGGCACUGUACACAAGGAUGACCCUAUCAAGACCACCGUGAUGAAACUGAUCCCUUUGUAGAUAUGAUACAGAGACUGAGU